Messenger RNA from Myotis brandtii (Brandt's bat), 2456 nucleotides. RefSeq names its product microtubule-associated protein 1 light chain 3 beta (gene MAP1LC3B). Gene Ontology annotation, molecular function: ubiquitin protein ligase binding. Lineage: Eukaryota; Metazoa; Chordata; Mammalia; Chiroptera; Vespertilionidae. Gene Ontology annotation, biological process: cellular response to nitrogen starvation; autophagosome assembly; macroautophagy. The record is from RefSeq and is a predicted model, not a curated record. The transcript has 6 exons. The coding region runs from base 1 to 948 and encodes 315 amino acids. Gene Ontology annotation, cellular component: autophagosome membrane; cytosol; autophagosome.
AUGGGGAGCCGAGACCCCCGAGUCCACCCUGCUCAUGAGGCCCCCGACUAUGGCAGGUCUCUGUCCAGGGCCCUUGGGGACCUCAGACCCCUUCCAGGCCCGUACACCUGCCACCGGACCUCCGAGCACCCUCCCAAUCCCCGAAUCUUCCCCCACGCCCGGACCUCCGCCACGAGCCCCCUCCAGGCCCGGACCCCCGCUACCCUGCACUCACCCUCCCGGCAGCGCCGUCUCCAGAUGGUGUCGUUGUGCAGGAUGCGACAGAACUUGGUGCAGACCUGGGCCAGGCUGGGCAGGUCAGUGCCGGGCAGCGAGGCGAAGAUCUCCACCAGCAGCUCGGGAGGCAGCUCCAGCAGCGAGCAGCGCGGGGUGUGGGCAGCAAAAGGGCGAGCUGCCGCGUGUGAGGACCGAACCCACCCCCUGCAGACCAUAGGGCUGACGCGCAACCCACUGCGCCGGCUCGCGGAGGCCGCUCUUCACCCAGGAGCGCCUUCAGAACCCCCUCCCCCCGCAAAGAAAGCUCCAAAUGGCCCCCAAGACUGCUGCUCACAGAAGGCGAGAUUAAGUGGCAGGUGGAAGCAUUGCCAACUGUUAAAGCUCUACGAACUAGAACAAAGAGUAGAAGAUGUCCGGCUUAUCCGAGAGCAGCAUCCGACCAAAAUCCCGGUGAUAAUAGAACGAUACAAGGGUGAGAAGCAGCUUCCUGUCCUGGAUAAAACCAAGUUUCUUGUACCUGAUCAUGUCAACAUGAGUGAACUCAUCAAGAUAAUUAGAAGGCGCUUACAGCUCAACGCUAAUCAAGCCUUCUUCCUGUUAGUGAAUGGGCACAGCAUGGUGAGUGUGUCCACACCGAUAUCGGAAGUGUAUGAAAGUGAGAAGGAUGAAGAUGGAUUCCUGUAUAUGGUAUACGCCUCUCAGGAGACAUUUGGAAUGAAAUUGUCACUGUAAGACUAGAAAAAUCCAUCUGUUCUAGAAUUUUUUAAACCCUUACCAACGGGGAAAAAAGGGAUGUUACCAACUGAGAUUGGAUCUGUUCAUCUAAAUCACAGAUCAUCAAAAGAGUAGUGUCUGGCCUAGGAGUUUUAGAAAGUUGUUUUUGUACUUUAAGCAGAAAAACUGAGCUCCAAGCAGGCACAUUCAGCUUUGGAAAACUAUAUUAUUUAACCUAGGCUGUCUUGUUUCAAAGUUUAAAAAUAAAAUACUUUGCAUUCUAACUUACCAAUAAGAUAGAUCUUCAAGUUAUUUUAAUGUUCUUUCCCCAAUAGGAACUUGCAUUUUGAGCAUUCAGAGACAGUAAGUCAGAACCUGCCAACUUCUUAUUGAAGGGUUUCUAUCCAACUAGAGAAAUCUCAAGCAUAGCCCCCCAAACACAUUUGCCAUAAUACAGGCUAAAUAAGAAAACGGUGAACUGCUGUUAAAGGUUCCUGAUUCCUAUCAAGUGUACCCAAGGCAACGCUCUUGCACUGUUAGGAAGUUCUUAUUUGUUCUCCAGACAGUAACAUACAUGAUGACACCACUGCUCAGGGGGAACCUUGAAUAAUUUAUUUUGGUCAAGUUUCUCAAAAGGCCCAGAGGAAAAAAGUGACAUUUCUUCUGUUUUGGAUAUGCUCUGAUCACAGAGCUCAAAAUAGUGCCUGCUUUGGUAAAGAAACAAGCACUUGUAUCAGUUUCAUUCUUUAGGACAGUGGUAGAAACUACAGAAUCCUGCAGAUGAUCCAUGUUUCAUGUUAAGUGUGUGACUAAAAUAUGUUGUUAAAAAGUUACCACAUUUUUUAAAGAGUAUUUCAGUCAUCACUGUUAGGUCAAACCACCAUUGAAAUUCCCCCACUCUAAGCGCAUGUCAAUUGUGAAGAAAGCAGUAAAAGGAGAUAUAUUCUCUUCACAGAUAUUAAUGUCAAAAAGUUAAACAUUUCCCAAGUCCAACCAGAAUAACCAAUACUUCCUACUACCUGCAUGACUAUUAACUAUUUUCAUGGAAAUAUCACAAAAAGAUCACAGACCACUUUAGACUAUAUGUAGCAGGUCAUGAUUUGCCUUUGUGUAUUUAGAUGUGUAUGGAAUACUUGUAUCAGUUAGUGGAAAUUAUUUACUAUAAUGUUGGGAUUAGGCAAUAUUACUGCAUAUGGGCUCCCACCCCCCAACCUCCUAUCACCUACCCCUACUGCUGCAUGCGUCUGUCUACAUGGCUAACUUUUAAUAUGUAUAUUUUUACAUUAUGUACAUUCUUAAUCGGCCUGUCUUGUUUAGAUUGUAUGUCACUAUAUCUGACAUUCUUGUAACUACUGUGUGAUCGAUAAGAUUCCUAUAAGAAAUUCUGCUUUUUAAAAAACAAUACCAUGCUGAGAGGGGUGACAUAUCCCACGUUAGUGGGUAGUCACUCUAUAUUUAUAGGAUCUUUAAAACAAGUACAUUUUUAAAUGAACUAAGGUGAAUAAAGGCACAACUAAAAACUGUCA